Cygnus atratus (black swan) is the source of this 3455-nucleotide messenger RNA. It is a transcript of the gene ZNF654, whose product is annotated as zinc finger protein 654. Gene Ontology annotation, biological process: regulation of transcription by RNA polymerase II. Gene Ontology annotation, molecular function: DNA binding; DNA-binding transcription factor activity, RNA polymerase II-specific. Gene Ontology annotation, cellular component: nucleus. The transcript has 9 exons. Lineage: Eukaryota; Metazoa; Chordata; Aves; Anseriformes; Anatidae. The record is from RefSeq and is a predicted model, not a curated record. The coding region runs from base 59 to 3334 and encodes 1091 amino acids.
GCCCUUCCGGCGGGGCAGGGAGGGGGCCGCUGGGUACGCGCAGGGCGGCGGGGGCAGCAUGGCGGAAGACGAGAGCGACCAGGAGGCGGAGCGCCUCAGCGAGGAGCUGGAGGCCCUGGCGCCGCCGGGCCCGCCGCCGCCGCUGGGCAGCCAGGCCUACUGCCGCCGCUUCUGUCAGGUUGUUGAAGACUAUGCUGGAAGAUGGCAGGUUCCUUUGCCUCAGCUUCAGGUGCUUCAAACGGCUCUCUGUUGUUUCACGUCUGCCUGUGUAUCAUUUCCAGCUGAAUGUGAGCACGUACAAUAUGUAUUGAGUAGCCUAGCUUUGAGUUUUUUUGAAUUGCUGCUGUUCUUUGGAAAGGAUGAGUUCUAUGAAGAUCCUUUGAAAGAUAUUUUAGGUUCAAUCCAGGAAUGUCAGAACCUUCUAAAUAGAUACAGAAAUAUGAACCUGGAACUAGUGACUCGAAUCAUUCGAGAUGGUGGACCAUGGGAGGAUCCAGUAUUACAAGCAAUUCUUAAAGCAAAGCCUGUAUCACAGGACUUAGUUAACAAAUAUUUAAGCUCUGAAAAUCCACUGUUCUUUGAACUACGUGCCAGAUACCUUAUUGCCUGUGAACGCAUCCCUGAGGCAAUGGCUCUUAUCAAAUCUUGCAUAAAUCAUCCAGAUAUCAGUAAAGAUCUGUAUUUCCAUCAAGCUCUUUUCACCUGUCUUUAUAUGUCACCAUUAGAAGAUCAGCUAUUCCAGGAGCACUUGUUGAGGACUGAUUGCAAGAGUGGAAUUGAGAUCAUCUGCAACACUGAAAAAGAAGGGAAGACUACCUUAGCCUUACAACUAUGUGAAUCGUUCCUAGUCCCACAGCUCCAAAAUGGGGACAUGUAUUGUAUAUGGGACCUGAUCUUCAUUUGGAGUAAACUACAGCUUAAAUCUAACCCCUCAAAACAAGUAUUUGUCGACCAGUGCUACCAGCUUUUAAGAAUUGCUACAAAUGUUAGAGUAAUUUUUCCUUUCAUGAAAGUCAUUAAGGAUGAAGUCGGUGAGGAUGGUCUUCAGAUAUGCGUUGAGAUAUGUGGAUGUGCCCUGCAGUUGGACCUCCGUGAAGAUCCCAGUAUGAAAAGUCUUAUUUACAAAGCAAUUGCUCACUUUCUGCCAAAUGACUUGGAGAUCCUCAGAAUCUGUGCGCUUUCAAUCUUUUUUCUUGAACGCACCUUGGAAUCUUACUACACUGUUGAACAUUUAUAUAAAUGUGCGGAUGAAGAAUACAAUGAAUGCACUAGUUCUGUUCAAAACCGUGUGCGUUUUGAAUUGCUUCCAAUUUUGAAAAAAGGUCUGUUUUUUGAUCCUGAGUUUUGGAAUUUCUUGAUGAUCAAGCAGAAUUGUUUAGCAUUACUGGGGGAUAAAGCCUUUGUUGGCGUAAGUGAAAGUACACUGGAAAACUCUACUGCAAAUGUAGAGAAGCUAACAGAGUACAAGGCUCUGAGUGAGGAGCAUGUCUGUCCAGCAGAUGUAAGCAAUGGGGAGCUUGACUCUGAAGACCUGUCUGAAGCCCAGUCCAAAGGUAAUGCCAAAAAGAACCAUGAAGCUCCAGAGGCAUCUAAAAUGUUGGAUAAUACUGUACCAAGCCACCGCUGUGUGAUAUGCAACAAGGAAUUCCUUGGUGAUCACAUUGUGAGACAUGCACAAGCUCACCAAAAAAAGGGCAGUUUUUCCUGUGUACUUUGCACCAGAAAGUUCAGGCAAAAGGGACUUAUGCUGAAGCACUUAAAGAAUCAUGUCAGAAAGAUAGAAAGGCAACAUCUUGCUGCAGUUCUUGAGGCUGAUCAGCAGGCCCCUGUUUUAAAUGAACUAGAAUGUUCUGAUGUUUCUCUCUCUCUUGAAAAUGGGAAUUCUGGUGUUUCUAAAGAAGAGGAACCAGAGAUUGCAAUAGCUCCAAGUGCAGUUGCAGAAGAGGAGAAUGUUGAACAGGUAUUUGAUGCAGUAGAAAACCAUCUAAGUGACCAGGAUGAUGUUACCGAAAACAGUAGUUGCGACAGCUGUUUUAAUAAUAUUCCUGAUGCUUUAAGUACAGAAAGUUUGCCUGAAGAUGAUGAGAGCUCCAGUAAAGAGUCACCUAUUCUACAUAAAGUGAAUGGAGCUUUUUGUUCUCAAAAAGACAUUGAUGCUAUGGAUCAGGAAGGAAGCUUUAAGUGCCCUGCUAAUGGUUGUGCUAGAGUGUUUAAAAAGAUAAGAUUCCUCAAUAAACACGCAAGAAAAGCUCAUCCAACUGAUUUGAAGGUGCAGCAACACAUAAUGAAAUGGAAUAAAGGAAAAUGUCGGUUCUGUCAGAGAAAAUUUGCUGAUUCCCAACAUUUUAUAGACCACCUGAAGAGACACGUGUAUCCAAAUGUUUACUUUUGUUUACACUUUAAUUGUAAUCAGAGAUUUAAGCUGUCAACUGAGCUUGCAGAGCAUACAAAAAGUCAUAAUGUUUUUAAAGCUCAGUGUAAUUUUGCAGAGUGCUGUGAGCUAUUUGAGGAGCUCCCUUUGCUGUAUGAACAUGAGGCUCAACAUUAUUUAAAUAAAACUCCAGAAUGCUCAGAAGACGCAAGUGAAAAAGAUUCUUCAGAUGACCCUUCAGAACUUUGUAGUUAUCAAGAUGAUGACGAAUCCAUUAAUGAAAAAGAAACCGUAGAUUUACCAAUUCCAACUUGGAAGGCAAGGAAGGAUUCUACAGAACCAAAGACAUACAUUCAAAGUGUAGAGAAAAAAGCAAACAAUGUAAUCCAGAAUGGAAAUGAAAGUUCAUCUGAGGGGAGUGCUACAGUUCCGAUAGACCAAAAGACACCUGUGUUACAGCCAAAUCCUGAGAACUGUAAUGCUGUCAGUGACCAACUAGUCAAUGGGCACAGCGACCCGGAUCAGACAUCAUCAAAGUCAUCAGAAACACCUUUGGACAGAGUGGCAGAUGAAACAAGGACAGAGAAUGGGUCGGUGUUACCUGUUUUACAGAACUGUCACGAUAUACCACAGAAUAAUGCUGCUGCCUCACAGUUACCUUCUAAACCAAAUCAGACAGAGAAUACUUCAUAUGGUGUCAUCUUAACAAAACCAUAUGUUAGACCCUUGCCUCCAAGUUACCUUGAUGAACGAUACAUUAGUAUGCCAAAACGUAGAAAAAUGUUGACUGAUAAAGUAGAUGCUCACUCUGAACAAGACAAAUUUUGUAGCAAAUCAACAGAAAGAUUUAGAUGUGGCAACUGCUUGACCAUCUACUGUAAUUCAGAAGCACUUGAGGCUCACCUUGCACAAAAGAAGUGUCAGACGCUCUUUGGAUUCGAUUCAGAUGAUGAAAGUGCCUGAUUCAACAUUGUGGGAAAAUGUAUCAAACAAGGAGUGGUGUCAGAACACUACACGAAGAAGCAGCAGUUUGUUUCCCAGUUGGCCUUAAAUCAUAAAGCAGUCUCAAAUUACUAAAGAAAAA